Molecule: messenger RNA, 1322 nt
Organism: Ceratina calcarata
Lineage: Eukaryota; Metazoa; Arthropoda; Insecta; Hymenoptera; Apidae
Product: 28 kDa heat- and acid-stable phosphoprotein
Exons: 5
Coding region: 152-739 (195 amino acids)
Source: RefSeq, a predicted model, not a curated record
CGAUGUUGAAAUCAGCAGCAGCAGUAGCAGCAGCAGCAACGUAGUGUUGAUCAGAGCUGACAUUAAACGCAAUUCCUCUCUUGAAGUGGAGAAGAGGCUUUCCUAAAAAUUUUCGUACAAUAAACAUUUACGAGUUAUCCGCUUAGCAAAAAUGCCGCGCGGUAAAUAUGUCAGUUACAAGGGUCGGACCCGGCACUUCACGAACCCCGAGGAACUCGAGGAGCAACGACGCCAGGAGGAAAAAAAACUCCAGUGGAGAAAAAAUAAAGGAAAUGAUAGCUCCAGUGACGAGGACGAAGAUGAACCAAAAGCACAUGGUGACUCAGUAAAAAAAGGUAGUUCUUCAGGAUCAGAUUCGGAAAGUGAUUCAGACUCGGAAUCUGAAACUGAGGGAAAGACGAAAGGCGUAGAAAACUUAAUCCAAGUUGAAAAUCCAAAUAGGGUACAAAAGAAAGCGAAAAAAUUAUCUCAAUUAAAUCAAUCUCUAGAGCUUGCAAAGCCAGAUUUAUCUAGAAGAGAACGAGAACAAUUAGAAAGACAGAGAGCACAGGCGAACUAUCAGAAAUUACAUGCAGCGGGUAAAACAGAUGAAGCCCGCGCGGAUCUAGCACGAUUAGCCAUAAUUAAACAGCAGCGAGAGGAGGCGGCGAAAAAACGCGAGGCCGAGAAAAAAGAGAAAGAGCUCGCCCUGCAAAAGAAAACAGAACUUAGGCAAAAAGCGCUCGGCAAGAAAUCCUAGAAAUCGUUUCGAAUUCAGGCAAUUUACGAACGAAAGGAACACUUUACGUCACAGCUACUAUUACUAUUAACAAUGAUGAUGCAGUUCAAUCUAUACUUUCAUAUUGAUACAUAUACUAAUUGACUAAAUCUACUCGGCGCAUUCACAGUAAGCGUUUCAUGGAAUGUCCUCGUUUAAUUCAUAAUAAAAUGCAAUUAUUAUGAUAGCUCAAUUGUUUUUCUCUCCGUCGCAAGUUCCACUUAACGUUCUCUCUCUUUAUUCAAUCCCUAAUAGAAAUUUUUAACUGGUAACUAGACUAUCGACCUUGUGCAUUUAAAGAAAAAUUGUAUCGACAGUAAAUAUAAAGAAUAUUUGAACUGUUAUUUCGAUUAGAAAGCACGUAACUGCUUUAAACAUACAAUCAUCCUUACUUUAUAAUGAAUACUUGUGUUAAAUCUUUAAAUGUAUACAGUGCACCCGGAUUAAAUGAUCAAACUAGACCAGUAUGAUCUAUGAGUAAAAAUAAGAAAAAAAUGUUGUACAAUCAUAGUAUCUGGAAACGCUUUAUAAAAAGUUAUAAUAAAAAUACGAAUCCUAAAGUUAA